Messenger RNA from Priapulus caudatus, 4788 nucleotides. RefSeq names its product serine/arginine repetitive matrix protein 1-like. The record is from RefSeq and is a predicted model, not a curated record. NCBI's taxonomy places the organism in Eukaryota, Metazoa, Priapulida, Priapulimorpha, Priapulimorphida, Priapulidae. Gene Ontology annotation, molecular function: scavenger receptor activity.
AUGAUUCAUGACGUUGUGCUGUCGUUAUUGGAGUGUGUGAGGAAGGCUUCUACGCGGCCGGGAUGCGCCGGAGAACUGCCACGUGUGGCUAACGCAACCCGCACCUGUGACCACGUGACGGGCGUCUGUAACUUGCACGGCGGGCUGGCCAGGGCCGACGCUGCCGACCUACCGUGCCCGGACUUCUUUUACGGCUACCACUGCAGGCAUCAGUGUGAGUGUGAGCACGGAGCGUCAUGCGAUCCCGUCCGCGGAGAGUGCAUGUGCACGGCCGGUUGGCAUGGCAACACCUGUCAGCUAAGCUGUGAUGAGGGGACGUAUGGCAUAGGUUGCACGCAGCCGUGUGACUGCAUCAACACCGAUGUCUGUGAUCCUAUCGAUGGCACGUGCAUCUGCAUUGGAGCUACCGGCCCUAACUGCACUGACCGCUGUGAGCCGCUUUACUAUGGCAACAACUGCAGCGAGCCGUGCAUCUGUCAGCCCGACCACAGCGCGUCGUGUGACCCGGUCAUUGGGAAGUGCGUCUGCACCUAUCCCUGGUCGGGUAGCAACUGUACUGAGUGUGUUAGAGGGCGCUACGGUCAGGAGUGUGAGCUGAUCUGUAACUGCGGUUCGGUUAGCUGCGACGGAUUCACGGGCGAAUGCAUCUGUCCCUCCGGCACGCAGGGCCCCGACUGCAACGCCACCUGCCUGAGCGGCUUCUGGGGGAAGCAGUGUAGGGGGCGCUGUGCGGAGCGAUGCGUGCAUGCGAGCACGUGCCACCACGUGAGCGGCGAGUGUGCGUGCGCGCCGGGCUGGAUGGGAGAGACGUGUGAGCAGGGGUGUGACGUAGGUCGCUACGGAGCGGGGUGCGUGCACGAGUGCCAGUGUGAGAAUGAAGGAAGCUGUGACUCCGCGACGGGCGCCUGUAACUGCAGCAUCAGCUGGUCCGGACAGAGAUGUGAAAUCUUUGCGAUGGCGGAGAGAGACGCAGAUCCAGACGAACAGAAGGGGGCGCUGCCGAUUGCCGUCGCCUGCGUCAUCGGAGCCGCUGCCAUCGUCGUCGUCAUCCUCAUCGUGAUGGUUGUAAAACAGAAGAACGGCGACAUAGAACUGCGAAAUAUAUCCUCGGCUGCAUCCCAGAAUGCUCCUAACGGCCACGCACCGCCAGGGCCCUCUGGUGAGCUGCCCAGCAAGCGGCGGAGGCGCAACAGAAAGGCGUCUGUUGAACCGGGAUACAAGUACAACAACCCCAACUACGAGCAGCACGUGGGCAGUGUCAGCAGCAGCAGCACGCGUCCACACAGGGCCAACUCCGCCCCCCACAGAAUGAACCGCGGCUCGGCCAGCACGACCGGCACAGGCAACGUCAGCAUGAGUGGGAACCCGAUCUACUACCACAGCAGCAGCGGCAGCCGAGUGAGCGACAGCGACACGGACUCCACCGAACACACACCGCUCACAACCGCCCCGCCCGGCACCGUCAUCUUCAACCCGCUCGCAGAGAUGAGCGACGGAUCGCCCGCACGACCUCCAGACAACACCGCACACCCGCUUCCGCCGUUGCCGAGUAACGCGUACGAAUACGUGUCGCCACCUGUCGACAACCGAUUGCCGACUCUUUCCGCCGACCGUCCGUCGCCGCGGCCCGCCCCGCCCCCGCCCCCGCUGGAGGCUGAGGAGAGGGAGGAGGAGGAGGAGGAUGACGAGGGGAUGUACAGCGUCGUCGGGGAGUGGCGCGGCAUCGUCUCGGACGACCCUCCCCUGCCGCCCGCGGAGGAGGAGGAGGAGGAGGAGGAGGAGGAAGAUGGAGUCGUGUAUGCGGAUAUCGAGGACGUGCCGGCGCGUGCGUGGAACGGCGACGCGGCGAUAGAGGGCGCUACGAGCGGCGACGAGUACGACACGCUCGACCUGACGACGCGGCAGAAGCGCAGCGUCGUGUCUAGUGGCGCCCUCUCCACCGCCUCGCCGCCGAACAUCUACGGCCGGCUGUCGGGGCCCGGCGGGGGCGGGUCGGGUCACUGGAGCGAGGCGUCGUCGCAGCGACGACCCAGCUCGAACACGAGUGAGAAACCGGAGCAGACCUACGAAUACAUCGACCCUAAUGAUGUUAAGCUACCAACGAAGCCGCCUGCAAGCCCGAAAAAGUUGCCACGACCUCAGAAGUUGCCACGGUCGAAAAAGCCGUCGGGCGAUUCGGACAAGGGUGGGGCUGGCAGUCUGCCACGCCCCACGCCGCAGGCACGAACGUACGUCAAGUGUCCGAUCAGCCCCGAGCUGCCACCGCGACCUCGCGCACUGCUCAGAGCGCCACCUGUUGACACGUCGAAUCGCGAAUCGAACAUCUAUGCCGAGAUACCGGAGGGCAUUAUAGGCGUUGGGUUGCACGACGGUACCAGGUCAGGGGACUCCGAUGUCACCCCAGCCAGUGUGGACAACAGGCUGUCACAUAUCAGCUCUGGCACUAGUAGUGUCAACCCUGGUGACAGAUUGUCACAGCUAAGCUCUGGCAGUAGUAGUGUCAACCCUGGUGACAGAUUGUCGCAGCUCAGCUCUGGCAGCAGCAGUGUCAACUCUGGUGACAGAUUGUCACAGAUUAGUUCCAGCAGCAGCAGUGUCAACCCUGGUCACAGGUCGUCGCGGUCAGGCUCGCUCAGCCCUCACCCGCCGGCGUUCACCGAGAGCCAGCUCACGGGAAAAUGGCCGCCGCCGCGACUCCCGGAGAAGCAGGGAGGGAGGGCGCUGUCAGCGGCGUCGCGGGAGGAGAUCGGGGAGGAGGAGGAGGAGGAGGGGGAGGCGCCGGUGCUGUACGACGUCCCCCGCACGGCGUCCGUGCACAGCGCUGGGGAGCAGCGGGAGACAUCUGACGAGGACAGCAGGCUGCAGCACAGCGCCCCCGCGUCCGCAGCAUCCACGCACCUCGACGACAUUCCCGAGACCCCGUGCAGCGACGGUGGCGCCACAGCGUCGAAGCCCCACGACGAAGCGACGCUCGCGUACGGCGGCGCCACCGCGGACGCGUUCGACGAUUCGGUCGGCAUCUACGCGAACUCGCAGGCAUCUGCGAGCGGACAGCUUUACGACGUGCCGCGCACGCAGCGACACGGCGGCCGCGCCAACGUCACGCACAUGUAGCGACGUGCAGCGUCCCCUAGCGAGAGCCUCGCGUUCCUGGCCGUCGCCGUCGACGAUGCGCCCAGGUGCCGAUGGGGUUGAAUCUCUCGACUCGCUAUUUUUGGCGGCGAGGAGUGAACGUGGUUCGUGUGUUGCUGCUGUUGUGGUCCCCCUGUGAUUUACUCAACCCUUUUCAUUUGUCAUCGGCUCGUUGUGAUGACUUUUGAUAUCUUCACACAAUUGUCAGCCGAUCGUUGUUUGAUAUUUUUGUAUGUGCAGCAUAGGUGCUCGUGUCAUGUGUACAGGUGAUGUAUACGUUAGGGGUGGCAACGUUCCUAUAUUUCCUUAUUGUUGUGUCAAAUUUUUCUAUAGCACUUUUUUAAGAAGAUACUCACAUGAAAACUCUUCUAUAUUUUAGAAUGUUUUUAACGCCGAUGAAAACACCUAUAUUUUCGCUUGCACUCGAUCUCACCAUGAACUUGUGUUGUUACAGCAAUGAUGUGUGGAUGCAGCAUAAAAGCACAUCGUAGGUGCAGCCUAGAUGCACUGUAUAUGUACAUAUGAUGAUGCACUAUGUGGAAAUGUGAUCCUGAUGGUAAUGGUAAAUUAUGUAUGCCAAAAUAGCUGGUAAAUAACAAGUUGUCUCCAUUCAUAUAAAUUUUUUUUUAUAAAUGUCAAAAUUUGUGUCAAAAUGGAAUAUUUUUACAUACGUGAAAUUCUACACCCUUGCUUAAAUUUUAAUAUUUUUAAUAACUGAUAAUUCUACGUGAGUAGGGUUAGUAACAACUGGAGUGACUAAAUAUAUGUCAACGCCGUUUGCCCAUUUUCUUAUUGACCUGCCCAAUCUUGUGAUUAAUAGCUGCAUUGUGAACAAGAUUCUGUGUUGUUAUAAUAGUUAUACAGUUUUGUUCGGUAUAUGACGUCAUUGCUGUUUUUGUCACAGGCAGAGUUGAAUGUCGCAUCUCAAUUGUGUUUUUUUACACACAGAUAACGUCACCCAUUUGUUGUCAGUAAAUGUGCAGUGAAAUAUCGGCUGAAAUGUCAAAGGGCAGAAUGCUGGCGUGUGACAAUACAUAUGCUUCCAUCUUGUUGUUACAUUAUUAUUUAUCCACAGCCGAUGUGAAGUCGCCCCCACCGCCGUUUAUGUGUAGGUGGUCGAUGUGUAGAUAUACUAGUAUAGGGCUCGAUCAGUGUUAUUACCAAGUGUUGGUGGAUGGUUAAUAGGUGAGAGGAAGGUGUAAUUAUGCUCUGUCUGUAAGAGGAGGCAAGGGGAAGGGGAUAAUGGUGGCCAGUAUUAUCUGAUGAAUACGUGCCAUACCAGUAAUUAUUUAUUGUGUAUAUGCAUGCGAUUUUAUGACUCGCAUUUGUUUCUAUAUAUUGUGACUGUACCGUUUUUAUAUAUUAUACUUACUGUGUAGAUUGAAUUAACUCGAUUCAUAACUGAACUCAAUUCGUCGAGAUUACAACAAAUGAAAUACGUCAAAAUAACCGUGUAUUUAUAUAGGUAAACAUUUUGGCUAGAUAUAUAUUACCUAUAUCUGUUGGAAAUUGUUACGACAUUUUAUAGCUUGUGCAAGCAUGCAUGUUAGUUGUUACCUUAAUUGUAUGAUAUAAAGAAAGCCUUUAGUGUAACAGAGAAUUUAUACUCAUCCUCAGUUUUUUACUCUACAUAGUUGCCAAAUAAAUCAUGUUAGA